AUGGCAAUUCGAAUCAAAUUAAGUUAUACUUUUAAGAAUGAGGAACAUCAUCUCAGAAUGGAUUUAGACCGAUCACCCGCCUCAUUGCAAGAAGUUUAUAAAAAAGUGUCACAAAGAACCGGUUUUCUCGAAUUUAAAUUGCAAAUAAAGGAUGACCUUCUUGACUUCGUCACUUUGGAUGAAAUUCAUUUCACCAGUUUUCGACCAUUUGAUAUGAUUCAACAGCUUCAGAAUUUCGGACCUCAACCAACAACAGAACGACCUUUCUUGGAGUUGAAACUUGUGAAUAUAUGCGAUGAACAAAUAUCAAAACUGAAUGCUUCGUCAAUCGUCUACGAUCAUCCGGAACAAAAUUCGGAUUCAGAUCAACCUGAAGAUGAGCAGCCAAAGUCAUCGUCUGAAGUUGAUUGUCACCCUAUAUGUGCACCUCAUCCUGUCAGAUUGAAUAAAAAGUCCGGCAUAGUGUUUACAACUGAUAUAAAUAUUACAUUACGUGAUGAUUAUCAAGAUCAACCAACAAAAAAGAAGUCUGGAAAGAAAAAAGUCUCCCUGGUGAGGAUUCAAGGUGAUAAAAGUCACCUGAAAGGAAAGGCGAAACAACAAUCUGUUCUUCCAAAAAUUCGAGUUGCCAAAAGAUUAGUUCCGAAGACAUCGGAACUCAAUUUAAAAUUCUUUCUUGCAGAAGAAAUCUGUGAAAAUGGAGUUCGUACUCUUUAUCACCAUUCAACUCAUGAGUUCUUCGAAAAGGAGAACAAUAAAACAAUUAAUUUGGGCCAAAUAAAUAAAAAUACUCCAAGGAAAACCAGUGUUGAUAUUCCGUUCAAUACGAAAAUGCUCAACGCAAAGGGAGCGAAGAUCGAAUUGAGAGCAAAAGUUGUUAUUCAUGCUAAAUUACAUUCGAAUGAAAAAAAACAUCCAUUAUGCCAAUUAGAAGAUCAGUAUCAAAAUGAUAUGAAUUAUACAGUUACACGGGUGAUCAUUGUACCUGAUUAUGAUGGAAAUUUACAAUGGGAGGAACUCGCUCUAUCUGCCGCCACUGUAUUUUGUAAAGGAAAAGAUCAAAUUCCUACUAUUGAUGCCAUCGAUGAGCUCGAAGACAGAAUCGAACGCAUUCCUAAGCUGGAACCUCGGAAAGCAGAUAAAAAUACGAAGACGAAAUCAAUGUGCAAUUCAACUACUGAUAAAACUGCAAUACCUGGAAAAUGUGUAUCACGAGAAACAAUAACAAAUGACAGUAACGAAAUGGGUGAAUGUGAACUAGCAAAUGAUUAUGCCCCAGAAGAAAGUGUUUCACCAACUAGAAACUUGCUUCAUGACAUAUCUGGUUUAAAUACACCAUCAACGGUUCUUUACUUGGUGCAAACAACAACACCCAACCUCCAAAAUCCUUCACCUGCGCCGUCCAAUUUUACAGCAAAUAACACUGGUUCUGACGAAAUUAUCAAUACUACGGAUAACAUUUUUUCAAUUUCGGCCUUUUUAGACGAACUCGUCUCCGAUCUCGGCUAUCAAGACAACUCACUCAAUCUCCCUCAGUUGGAUUCUGAAAUGACGCAACAAUUUUUCGACAAUCUGAAUCCGGAUCGGGACAAAGAGGGAACUAAAACUACUCCUCCAAUGAGCGAACCUGAACCACCUGACAAAUAA
This is a messenger RNA of Adineta ricciae, 1647 nucleotides long. The record is from the annotation of a GenBank genome assembly. Lineage: Eukaryota; Metazoa; Rotifera; Eurotatoria; Adinetida; Adinetidae.